AUGACCCGUUUCUCUCCAAAGUUCAACACUGAGGGCGAUGGGAAAAAACGGGGCGGAGCCGAGAACCAAACCGAGGGCGCCCAAGCCCCCAAGAGGAGGAAAUUAGUUAAAGUCUCCUCUGUCGCCCCGGGAUCUGCAGUCGCCGGCUCCUCCAACCCCGGCGCUCAACCCACCACUGUCGCUGUGUCUAAAGGCAAGAAUGUUGUCAAAGCCUCCGCCAAAGCUUCCGCCGCCACGACCACCGAGUUUGCCACUGCCACAACUCCACAUUCCGCUACCGGUGAUACAGCCACCGUUGCCGCCGCCAAGUCCACGACUGUAGGCGCCACAACCGCAACUGGUAACCAGUCAUCAACUGCCGGCAGAACCACCAACACUUCUCAACCCUCAGCUGUUGAGAAGCUUGCCGCCAUCAACGCCACAACCGCUGCCGCGACUUCCGAUGAGAAGACCCUUGCUUGUCUUCUACGUGCUGGGUGCAUCUUCGCCCACGCGUUUGACAAUUUCAACGCCGCCGCUGCUGAAACUGAACGGUUGAGAGCUGAGAAUGCCAAGCACCAGGAGGACGCCGCCGCUUGGAAGAAGCGCUUCGAUAAACUGUUGGACCAAGCAGGCAAAGAAAAAGUACAGGCCGACAAGUUGAUUGACCAAGCUGAGAAGGACUUGGCCGCCAGAGGCGAGGCACUGGCUGCUAAGGAGUCAGAGCUCGAAGUGUUGCGCGCUGAACUGGAGUCAGCGAAAAAGGCGUUGGCGGAGCAGGAGGAAAAGUCUGCUGAGUCUUUGGCUUCGGCGAAGGCGGAUUUGGAGGCGGUGAUGCGAGCUACUUCUGAAGAGAUCAAGAAGGCGGACGAGGCACGUGGGGCAGCCCUCGCCGCGAAAGAUGCCGAAAUUAUCUCCCAUCUUGCGAAGAUCAAAGAGCUAGAGGGCGAGCUGGCGGUGGAGAGAGCCAAAGUAGUUGAGGCGAGGGAGCAAGCCGCUGACAUUGCCUAUGACAAUCGUGAGCGUGGCUUUUACCUCGCCAAGGACCAGGCUCAACACUUAUUUUCUGAAUUUUUGGGUUUGAGGAUGAUGAAGGGAGAAGAUGAAGAUCAUGUGUUGAGAUGA
Lotus japonicus is the source of this 1104-nucleotide messenger RNA. RefSeq lists its product as uncharacterized. The record is from RefSeq and is a predicted model, not a curated record. The transcript has 4 exons. NCBI's taxonomy places the organism in Eukaryota, Viridiplantae, Streptophyta, Magnoliopsida, Fabales, Fabaceae. Bases 1 to 1104 code for a protein of 367 amino acids.